GCUGCAGCUAGAGGGCUUCACUGCUGCCCAUCCCAGCGCUGUGCCUGGCGUGCUGCUGCACACCCCAGCGCUGUCUGGGGCUUCGCCGCGCCGCUCCCCAGCGCCCCGCCUGCAGCCUCGGUCCCCGCCGGGGCCCGCGCGGAGCCGCAGGGAGCCGCGUCCGGGGCGGGGGCCGCGGCCGUGCCAGGAGCGGAGCUGCUCCCGGCCAGGAUGCUGCCCGCCACCGCGCUACUUCUGCCGCCUGCUCUCCAACUUCGCGGGUGAGCCCUUCUUCAGCACGCAGGACUGCCCUCCCCACUCGCCAUCAGGAUGGAGAGUGUGCACGAGCUCCAGAAUCCCCUCUUGGCCAAGGCCAAUGGGCACCUUCACGGCAGCUAUUCUUACCACCAGCAUCACAGCCAGGACUACCCCAGUCAUCGCUGCCAGGGGAAACUGUACUCCUACAUCUUCCAAAACACUGGUGGUGCCAGGACUCACCAGCUGCUGGAUGCCAGUUCCCUGCAGCUGGCCGUUGAAGCCUUAUAUGGCCCCAAUUUUAUCCUUGUGAAGGAUGAGACCACCCUCAAGGCCAAGGACAGCAAGACAGAAAGCUGUGAGACCACUUUUAUGGAAAGCAAAGAGGCCCCAUCUGAAGGUCCCAGUGGGUGCGACACACAAGGGUCAUGCCUGGUAGAGAGUGACAUCCGCAUCCAAACUGUGUCCUAUGAGGUGGAGGAGGAGGAACUCCAGGAGUAUGAGAGUGACUCCUCCAGUGACAGUGAAAGCGAGGACCAUUUCCUGAUGCUUCCCCCCCGGGACCACCUGGGCCUGGCCCUUUUCUCCAUGCUGUGCUGCUUCUGGCCCCUGGGCAUCGCUGCCUUCUACUUCUCCCAAGGGACCAGUAAGGCUGUCUCCAAAGGAGAUUUCCACCUGGCCAGUUCAGCCUCCCGACGAGCUCUCUUCCUCGCUGCGCUCUCCAUUACCAUUGGCACAGGAGUGUACGUUGGUGUCGUCGUAGCACUGAUUGCUUAUCUCUCCAAAGGGGGCCAUGUAUAGCUGCCACCUACACAUCAAUGCCAUCCCCAGCAGCCAGCCCUCCUGGCAUCAAGCUUUCCUGUGGAGCACAGGAAGCCGGUACUUGCAAGGGCUACUUGCACAGGAGGGCCCAGGCUUGGAUGCCCUGCACAGGCUCUUUCCCCUUUCAGACAAACAGUAGACCGACCCCCAUUCUCCCUGAUAUUGUGGAAUGAUGCCAACCAUCAGCAGGAAAUUCAGCACCAACCUGGGUGCUGGGACCAGGAGGAGCAUGUUUCCCUCAUGGAAGAGGUGCAAGAGUGAUGCGCCACACUGCUGCUGGCUAGGUGCCACCACUCCUACCACCACCAGGGCACCCGUUUCCCCUCCCAGGCCUGCAGCAGAGAAAUCCGCCAGUUAUUUCCCAGGUUUUGCCCAUGAAGGAGGCAUGCAGGGAGAAGAGGGGAUAUGGCACCAGGGAAUCAUCACUGUUUCUUCUGGGAUACCAGGGUCAUGGUGUGGUUUCAGGACUUCUGUGAUGAGGACGACAUUCUCAUUUGAGUGCCAUGGGGAGGUACCUGGCCCUUCAGCUGCAACUUAGCAGGAGGGCACAGCAUGGACAUGAUUAAAGGGCAUGCUGUGGGGUGCCCUCAGCAUCCCCUCUGCAGAGACACUCCAGAUCCAAGCUAGCUGGGGACUGGUCCUGCCAAGAGACUGGUCACCUGCCCCUUCCAGAUAAGGAAUGAGGAGAAACAGAGUUUGGUGGUUGUGCACAGUCACUUGACUUGUUGAAGCUUGUUGAAGGGAAAGACAUCAAGGUUUUUUCAAGAGAUAAUAAUGACAAUCAUGAUAAUUGCAACUCAGAGCCCCACUAAGGUUGGCCUCCCAUGGUGCUUGGCCCUUCAAAAGAUUUGUAGUGGGAAUUUCUGCCCAAGAAGCAACGUAGGAGGGGCAGGGGAGGGAGGCCAGGAGGCAAGCAGAGGGAGUCCUGUCCGGACCUCCCAGGUUUCACCACAGUUCAGGGCUCUGCUGGGCAAAGGCCUGUCUCCCAAGCGCUGCCCCUUGCCUACAGAUUUGAGAAACAUGAGCCCAAUCACCACCACUGCUGAGGAAUCCCUCAGGAGAAAAGGGUCAUUCUGCUGCCACAUCUCCUUCCCCAGAAGCCUGAAGGAUGCCACUCUCGGCGCUAGGUCAGUGGCUUGCACACAGAGAAGGAUGGAAAGGAAAGGCUGAUGUAACAUGGGUGUGUGAGUGCUGUUUGUGAGGGGACAAAAUCCAGAGAGGGGGAAGGCUCGGAAGGAGCACAAUAAGACAUGAGGGUGACCCCCAGGACACACCUCUUUCCACACCAUGGAGAGGGGUACAUCCGUCCAGCCAAACGCCUCUGCUGACGAGGAAACACCACGUACCCACGCUUACAUCUUACUUUUGCUUCUUUGUGUAUUGUCAGCAACACGUCAAGUGCUUCAGAGGUAGAUAUGAGGGCAAUGACUCUGCCCCAGAGAGCUUGCUUUAAAAGGUCAGGCCAGCCCAUCCUCCCUCUCCCUAUGCCAUCCUUCUCCCAGUAUCCCACCUUAUAAUCCCUCGCCAUGGCCAUUUCUCCCCUUGCCCCUUCCUUUUCCCCACAGGUAGCGGGCUAUAGGCAGACUCUGGAUUCCCCUCACCCUCUUCGUGAGGUUUCUGUGCACACUGUAGCCAGCUCUGUAACAGGCGCAGCAUGUUCCUCAAGCUGUGUAUCAUUCAAAUGUACAUUUCAUCCUACAGAAGCAUGUUAAUGUCUGUGAUUUCUGUUGUACUUGAGCCAUAAAAGAGAGAAGCACAUCAGAGACCUGUUUGGAAGCUAUUCUGAAGGUUCCCAUUAUGUUUUAUAACAUGGAAGAGCUAAUAAAAGAGCAGGAAAAAAAAGAAUGUGUUUAUAAUAACAUGGAGCUGGAUAGCAAGGAGGUGAGCUUUGCACGCUGCUCCAGGAGUGCUGAAAACACUUAAACCUGAAGAUGUUUAUGCAGUUCCCUAAGGAAGUUAUAAUCCAGCUGGUGUCUGGGCAACUCAGAGGGAGAUGUACAGCAAUGUAGAUCAUAGCAAGAGGCUAACACCAGGAACAGUAUGGUAAUGUAGGCCUCUUGCUGCGUGUGGAUGGACAAGAAUUACAUAGAGAGAGAGACUGGAGUAUCAUUUAUGUUCAUUCUGCUCUGUGUAUAGUAGAAGCGCAAAAUAAAAUGUGCUUUAAGAGAGCUGGAAAAAUAUGAACACCAGGAAUGAAUAACCAGGCCUUGCUUAUGAUGGUGGCUCAAAUAGAGACUGAGUUCACAGGGAAGGACCAGGAGGUCCAGAAGACAUGAGGUGGCUUGAAGAGGAGAGACUAGGGGCAACUUCAUCCAGCAGUUGAGGGAUGGUUUUCAUUCCGCUCUCCUCCAUAUAAUCAGCCUUCCUGGUUUGUUUGUCCCUGAAAAUAAACCAGCAGGACAGUAAUAACACAGAAUGGGCAAAGAGCUGCCCCAGGAAUUGCAGUGGGCUCAUCACACAGGGAGCAUGGUGGGGUUCAAAAGGGAAGAAUUUUAUCAUAUGUCUGAAUUUCUUAAGCUGCACAAACUAAAAGCAGAGGGAUUGUCAUGCUUUGAGCUGUAAACCCAUCCCUGGGGCCGUAAGCAAACCUCACCUACAGUAAUGCCCAGGUGCCCAGCCACAGUGUGGACAGAGUCCCAGGCAGCCAGGAGCUGUGGGCUGGAGGCUCAGUGCUGGUGGGAACUGGUGCGCUGGGACUGCUUGUGCUGAGGAUCAGAGUCGUGCAUGGGAGAGGUCAGAGCAUGGAUAAAAACCCAGAGGACCGUGUGGUUAAUGAAUAUAGCCUCCUGCAGAGCUGGAUGCAGUUACAGAGCGUGCAAAGGCUGUGUUGGCGGGGGUCAGGGCUUGCGGGAGGGCGCACACCCCACGCUGCAGUCUGCUCCGGGUACCACUUCUCACCCUUGCAGGCA
Messenger RNA from Dromaius novaehollandiae (emu), 3965 nucleotides. It is a transcript of the gene SYNDIG1L, whose product is annotated as synapse differentiation inducing 1 like. Gene Ontology annotation, cellular component: intracellular membrane-bounded organelle; membrane. Bases 310 to 1035 code for a protein of 241 amino acids. NCBI's taxonomy places the organism in Eukaryota, Metazoa, Chordata, Aves, Casuariiformes, Dromaiidae. The transcript has 4 exons. The record is from RefSeq and is a predicted model, not a curated record.